UGGUGGGUGUCCCUCCCCCCGCCCAUGAGAUUAGCAGGGCAGCAUGUGACAUCACUGGGUUCCCCUGGGGAUCCCCGCUCCCUGCCCAGAGCUCUGUGGGGUGAGUCAGGGUAGCGCCCUGGUGGGGAUGGGCUUUGUCUGGGGGUCCUGCUUGGCGCUGCCCGUCUCCCUGCCCCGCUUGUGGGCUGGGGCAGCCAUGUGGCAGGGUGCAGUUGUGGUAGAGCACAAGCGACUUUGGCCCCCACGGCCUGGCUCAAUACCCCCAGGGAGCAGGCCCCGCUGGCUCGUUCCUGGCAUGGCUCUGUGCCUGCUGGGCUCAUAGGAGGGGGAGAGAGUUGGCUGAUUCCCGUUGCUAGACCCCCCCAAUCCUGUCCUGGGGGCCCUGAUUGCUCCCAGUCUGGGCCGGUAUCCCAGUCCUAGGGACAUGGGGAAGGUAACGGAGCUGUGGGGUGGUGCUGUCUGCUGUGGAAUGUGCCCUGACCAGUCCGGGCAGGCUGGGCUCUGGCUUGUGCUGGCGCCUGCUGCCCUAGGCGUGUCCCCCUUGCUGACUGCCUCCCCCCCCAGCUGGGAGCUGGAGUUGAUGCCGCCUGGUCUUGGGGAUGGAGGGAAGAUCCUGACCAUGACGGAUGGGCUCAUGAGCAAAGCUGCCACGAUGGAGAUCCCCAUCAACGGAACCGGGGACACGAGCAGCCUGCCGGAGGACGAUGGCCUGGAGCAGGAAAAGGUGGCACCUGUUUGCACCCCCCUCCUGGGUGUCAGGUUAUGCAGCUGCAAACAGCUGGGCAGCCUCACCUGCUCCAGGGCCUCAGCAAAAUCACACCCCCAAUUCCCACCUCUGAAGUAUUGGUGCAGCACACAGGAAAACUGAGGCACAGCCAGUGUUGUUAUAGGACACUAAGACUCACAUGCUGGCUGGGGGCAGCAGGGCCAGGCUGCCCUUGGGGGCUGACUCCCCAUUCCAGGGGCCAGUCUGAGCCCAGAGCUGCCCCCAGCCCCCCUGGACUCUGCUCUUGUCCGUUUCAGGACCUGCAGCAGGUGAUGGUGUCGGGGCCCAACCUAAACGAGACCAGCAUUGUGUCGGGGGGCUACGGGGGCACCGCUGAGGGGAUCAUCCCCACCAGCACUGUCAAAGGCCCUGCAGUGCGGUAUAACGCCUCCUUCCCGGGACUGCGGCUCCUCCAUGCACAAGGCUCCUUUGUCACAUCUCAUUCCUCCCGAGGACCAUCCAUCUCACCCAGUGAAUCUGCUGCCAGCCAGAUCGCCAGCCAGGCAGAUGCAUCAGCAGGCUCUGGGCUGCACCUGCCCCACCCCGGCCCCCUGGCAGCGGGAGACGAGGCCGCCCGGGGCAUCGCUGUGGAGAAGUUUGAUAUUGUCAAGAAAUGGGGCAUCAACACAUACAAGUGCACCAAGCAGCUGAUCUCGGAGCGCUUCGGCCGGGGCUCACGCACAGUGGACCUGGAGCUGGAGACACAGAUCGAGCUGCUGCGGGACACGAAGCGCAAAUACGAGUGUGUACUGCAACUGGCCCGGGCGCUGACCCACCACUUCUACAGCCUGGUGCAGACCCAGCACGCCCUGGGCGACGCCUUCUCCGACCUGAGCCAGAAAUCCCCCGAGCUGCAGGAGGAGUUUGGCUGUAAUGCAGAGACGCAGAAGCUGCUGUGUAAGAACGGAGAGACCCUGCUUGGGGCUGUCAACUUCUUCGUCUCCAGCAUCAACACCCUAGUGAACAAGACUAUGGAGGACACGCUCAUGACUGUUAAGCAGUAUGAGACGGCCAGGCUGGAGUACGACGCCUACCGCACAGAUCUGGAGGAGCUGAGCAUCGGCCCGCGGGACGCCAACACCCUGUGCCGCCUCGACGCCGCCCAGAGCCACUUCCAGAGCCACAAGGGGAAGUACGAGAAGCUGCGGGCCGAUGUGGCCAUCAAACUCAAGUUCCUGGAGGAGAACAAGAUCAAAGUGAUGCACAAGCAGCUGCUGCUCUUUCACAACGCCGUCUCUGCCUACUUCGCCGGCAACCAGCAGCAGCUGGCCCAGACCCUGCGGCAAUUCAACAUCAAGCUGAAGACGCCGGGUGCCGAGAAGCCCUCGUGGCUGGAGGAGCAGUGAGCGGCCUGAACUCUGAGCUCUGGCCGGGGCCAGGCGCAUGUGGGCGAGGGGGACCCCUGCACAAGCCCUGCGGCCUGGACCCUGGCUGGGUACAUGGGGCCCCUUUGCCUCUGGUGGCCCUGGGCUCUGUGCCCAGGUGGGGGCUGGAGACGGGCCCUGAGCUGCGGCAGGGCUCCCCCGUCUGCAACUCUGCCCUGGAAGUUCGGUGCCCCCAGCCUGGGCUGCUCCUAGGGGUGCAGCGCUUCAGUGACCCCCACCCAGUGCAGCUGCAGGGCAACGGGGGUCACUUCUGGGGGGCCCAGUGUGUCCCACCCCCCAACAGGCCUCACUCCUGGAGGGGGUAGCAUGUCCCACCCCUCAACAGGCCUCACUCCUGGGGGGACAGGGGGGCCCAGCAUGUCCCACCCCCCAACAGGCCUCACUCCUGGGGGGGGGAAGCAUGUCCCACCCCCCACCCCCCAACAGGCCUCACUCCUGGGGGGGGCAGCGUGUCCCACCCCCCAACAGGCCUCGGGGGGGCGGUGUGUCCCACCCCCCAACAGGCCUUACUCCUAGGGGGAGGGCCGUGUGUCCUGUCGUCCCCCACUCCCAAUAGGCCUCACUGCUGGGGGCGGGAGGCAGUGUGUCCUUUCCCCCCAGCCACUCCCAAUAGACCCCACUCCUGGGGGGCCGGUGUGUCCUGUCCCCACCAACAGGCCUCACAGGCCUUCUGGGGAGCGGGAGGGGGCAGUGUCUCCUGUCCUGCCCCUCAGGGCCUCACUUCUUACAGUCCCAGGCCUCAGUGUUUUCGGGGGGAAGGGUGUGGGGGGGCUGGGAGCCAGGACUCUUGGGUUCUGUUCCAGCUCUGGCUUGUGACUUGGGGCCAGUCCUUCCCUCGCUUUAUGUAGUUGGUCUCUGGCAUUUCCAGAGGGGGCGGGUCAGCUGCUUUCAUUACUUCCUCCCCUCUCGGACACACACACUACAGCCCCUUCUUUCCCUGCACUGGGGCAGCAGGUGUCUGGGGACUGCCCUGCCCCUGGGCUCCAGCCCCCUCGCCCGCUGCGGGCAGGGGGACAGGUUGGGCUUGGCACACGCCUGCUGGCUUCAGCCUUUCCAUUUGCACAGAGCCAGCCUCCGGUGGCCAGUGCUGGCCACUCCAGCAGCACAGGGCUCCUCCAGCAUGCGUGUGUGCAGUGGGGUGGCCAGGUCUGUCCUGUGCUGGCCACGCCGGGGCCCCUCUGCCGCCGGGCCAGGUGGCGCUGCGGCCCUUUCUCCUCUGCCAAGGGAGAAGUGGUUUGUUUUUCUUGCUAAUUUAAUCCCUGGUUCUACCCCAACCCCCCACAUCUGUGAAGGCUCCAGAAUAAAAGGGUACGAAGUCA
This is a messenger RNA of Gopherus evgoodei (Goodes thornscrub tortoise), 3470 nucleotides long. It is a transcript of the gene ARFIP2, whose product is annotated as ADP ribosylation factor interacting protein 2. Gene Ontology annotation, molecular function: phospholipid binding; protein domain specific binding. The transcript is spliced from 11 exons. NCBI's taxonomy places the organism in Eukaryota, Metazoa, Chordata, Testudines, Testudinidae. The record is from RefSeq and is a predicted model, not a curated record. The coding region runs from base 763 to 2112 and encodes 449 amino acids. Gene Ontology annotation, biological process: regulation of Arp2/3 complex-mediated actin nucleation; intracellular protein transport. Gene Ontology annotation, cellular component: trans-Golgi network membrane.